Messenger RNA from Diceros bicornis minor, 765 nucleotides. RefSeq names its product putative zinc finger protein 56. The transcript is spliced from 3 exons. The record is from RefSeq and is a predicted model, not a curated record. NCBI's taxonomy places the organism in Eukaryota, Metazoa, Chordata, Mammalia, Perissodactyla, Rhinocerotidae. Gene Ontology annotation, biological process: regulation of immune system process; regulation of cytokine production; negative regulation of transcription by RNA polymerase II.
AUGGAUGUUGGAGGACCAUUGCUGGUGCAUAAGGAAUCAGUGAUGUUUGAAGAUAUAGCUGUAGACUUUGCCAAGAAAGAGUGGGUCUUGCUGGACACAUCCCAGAGAAAGCUGUACAGAGAUGUGAUGCAGGAAAGUAUCAAUCAUCUGAUCUCUGUGGGUGAGUCUGUCAACAUGGGUGUAUCUCGUGAAUGUAAUCUAUGUGGGAAAGCCUUUAAUAAUUUGUUUAGCCUUAGAUCACACAAGAUGAUUCACAGUGGAGAGAAACCAUAUAAAUGUCAUCUGUGUGGGAAAGUCUUCAGUCAAAGUUCUUACCUCAGACAACAUGAGAAAACUCACACAGGAGAGAAGCCAUACGAAUGCCAUCUAUGUGAAAAAGCUUUCAGCCAAAGUUCUUACCUUAGAAAACAUGAGAGAAUUCAUCCUGGAGAGAAUCAUUAUGAAUUUCGUCAGUGUGGAAAAGCCUUUAGUCAAAGCUCUGGCCUUAGCCAGCACAAGAGAAUCCACACAGGAGAGGAACCACAUACAUGUCUUCUACGUGGGAAGGACUUCUGUCAAAGUUCUGAAUUUAGACGGCAUAACAGAACACACUCAGGAGAAAAACCAUAUGUGUGUCAUCAGUGUGGGAACACCUUCAGUCAAUAUUCUAAUCUUAGAUGACAUGAGAGAACCCACACUGGAGAGCAACCAUAUGAAUGCCAGCUAUGUGGGAAGUUCUUCAAUCAUCGUUCUUCCCUUAGACGACAUGAGGAAACCCAACACUGA